Messenger RNA from Exophiala mesophila, 1329 nucleotides. RefSeq lists its product as uncharacterized. The transcript has a single exon. The coding region runs from base 255 to 1052 and encodes 265 amino acids. The record is from RefSeq and is a predicted model, not a curated record. NCBI's taxonomy places the organism in Eukaryota, Fungi, Ascomycota, Eurotiomycetes, Chaetothyriales, Herpotrichiellaceae.
GUUGAAUCAAGCUUCAGUAUGUGUAUGAGUAUACGGUGGGAAUACAAGUCCAUGGUGUAUUACGAGUCUUCUUGUGAUCGAACAUGUCCAUUCAGUCACGGGGAUCAUGAGCCUCACGUCUGAGUCUGAGUCUGAUUCAUGAUAUUCUUACCUUUGAUGAUUCCAAGUACUGACAAACCAUUCCCUUGACUCCUCCAUACGAGUCCUUCCUAUCCAUCGCCCAUCUUCUACCGAUCCAUCUUUUCCUUCUCACCAUGUCCAUCCCCAAUCUCCCCCUAAAAUUCGUCGCUGUAUCCCCCAUCCAAAAUGGCGUCUUCCUCAUUACGCUCAACAAACCCCAAACCGGCAACUCCAUGCACCCGCGACUGACCCAAGACCUCCUCACCUCACUCCAAUGGGCCGACCAACAAUCCUCCAUCCGCGUCAUCGUCGUCACCGGCGCCGGCAAAUUCUUCUGCACUGGAAUGGAACUCGUCGAACGAGGCCCCAUGGCAUUCGGCCCCGACUCUACAUUCCGCGCAUUAAACCGCCUGUUGAUCCUGACAGACAAAAUCCUCAUUGCUGCCGUCAACGGUCCUGCCGUUGGCUACGGAGUCACUAGUCUCGGACUAUUUGAUCUUGUCUAUUCCGUCCCCGACGCUUAUUUCUUCACUCCCUUCGUGAAGUGGGGCAUGACAACGGAAGGUUGUUCGAGUAUCACGUUUCCGAGGAUGAUGGGCCAUCAAAAGGCGGCGUUGCUGUGUUUAGCGGGAGAUAGGAUUGAUGCGAAUGAGGCGAGUGGGCUGGGGUUGGUGAGUAAAGUUUUACCGAACGAUGGGUUUUUGAAUUCAGUGUUGGGAAUUGCGAACAAUGUGGCAAAGUCGUCGCCGGGGUCUUUGGCUACGACCAAGAGGUUGAUGAAGACAAUGAGUGUGCAGGAUUUGCUCGAUGCUAAUGAUCGUGAGUGUGAAGCUUUUGAAAAAGAGAGGAUUCCAAGUGGGGAUCUGGAAUUGGCGAUUAAGACGUUUGCAGAAGAGCAGAAAGAGAAACAAAAAGCGAAAUCGAAGUUGUAAGCGACAUGGUAUCGUGAGCUGAGCGAAGGUUCAUAAUAAGCGAGCGACACAGUAUAUAUGGAGAUGCUCACCGAAAGAUACAACGCAAAAGACUUCUUCAGGACCAGACCUCAUCUCGUCAAUUGUCCUUGUCCGAUUUUUACCUUCCUCUCUUCACCUGUGAUUAACACCUUCUUACCAUGAGAUGUCCAUGAAUCUGGAAUCAACAAUUCACAUGUCGUCCAAGAGAACCCUGGUCCAUCCAACUAGCAACUAGCAACUAGCAACUAGCAACUAG